Messenger RNA from Lactuca sativa (garden lettuce), 1246 nucleotides. Its product is annotated as prohibitin-3, mitochondrial. The record is from RefSeq and is a predicted model, not a curated record. NCBI's taxonomy places the organism in Eukaryota, Viridiplantae, Streptophyta, Magnoliopsida, Asterales, Asteraceae. Gene Ontology annotation, cellular component: membrane; mitochondrion. Gene Ontology annotation, biological process: mitochondrion organization.
ACCACAAACCAAAUCCACCCCUAAAACCCUUCUUCUCCAAUCUUCUUUCAUUCUUCAAGAAAUGGGUAGCAACCAAGCGGCAGUCUCCUUCUUGACCAAUCUAGCACGAGCCGCCUUGGGCCUCGGCGCCUCAGCCACAAUCCUCAAUUCCUCCCUCUACACCGUCGACGGUGGCCAGCGUGCUGUCCUCUUCGAUCGUUUCCGUGGAGUCAUUGACGAUACUGUCGGAGAAGGUACUCACUUUCUCAUUCCAUGGCUUCAAAAACCCUACAUAUUCGACAUCCGAACAAAGCCCCACACCUUCUCUUCAAUAUCUGGCACCAAAGAUCUGCAGAUGGUUAACCUAACUUUACGUGUCCUAUCUCGCCCCGAAGUCAACAAAUUGCCCUCCAUAUUCAAAACCCUUGGUCUCGAGUACGACGAGAAGGUUCUUCCAUCAAUUGGGAAUGAAGUUCUGAAGGCUGUUGUUGCUCAAUUUAACGCCGAUCAGCUUCUCACCGAGCGUCCGCACGUGUCGGCGUUGGUUCGUGACAGCUUGAUCCGCAGGGCUAAGGACUUCAACAUUGUGCUUGAUGAUGUAGCGAUCACUCACCUUUCUUAUGGCGCGGAGUUCUCAAAGGCCGUGGAGCAGAAGCAGGUGGCUCAGCAAGAGGCUGAGAGGUCUAAGUUUGUGGUUGCUAAGGCGGAACAGGAGAGGCGAGCUGCAAUCAUAAGGGCUGAAGGAGAGAGUGAGUCUGCUAAGUUGAUAUCUGAUGCAACAGCUGCUGCUGGAAUGGGAUUGAUUGAGCUUAGGAGAAUUGAAGCAUCGAGGGAGAUCUCUACAACCCUGGCCAGGAGUAACAAUGUCAUGUACCUUCCAAACACAGGGAGCCAGAUGCUUCUAGGGCUUAAUCCAUCUCGCUAAAUUGGCAGGACUUGUUUGAUUUGAAAGUCGGAGUGGAUUAAAGAUUAGAGAGCUUUUAUUUAUCUAUAUAAUGGUCUAGAAGUUGAAAGAAACAUUUAAAGACUUUAAUUUUAUGUGAUUGGCAAUUGAGAAUGGGAUAUGGUGAAAAGCAGAGUUUGAAAACGAACCACCGAUUUAUUACUUUAAUAUUCUGAUAUGUAUGAUCAUAAGUGAUAAGACAGAGGAUUACACACACUGGUUGUGGUUGACUAGCAUUUCGGCUUUUGCUUAUUUUGUUUCAGGAGCAAUCUGAUAUCUUUGUUAAACGUCUGUCAAAAUUCAAAUCUUGUUUGUGUUUGUUUA